AUGAAUCAUAGCCGUUAUAUGAGGCUUCAGCAGUUGCUAUUCGUGGUGCUGUGCUAUUUGGCUUCGUGUGCCCUUGCGGAAAAGGUGCUCGUGACCAACGAGUCGCCUCAGUUCUGCUCGGGUAUGUACAGUAAGCAAGACUGGAAUGGAGAUAUCAAGCCUUUCAUUGAUGUGGAUUUGAAGUAUUUCAGAUCAGAGUUUGACUUCGAUAUUAAAAAACCUUCCCUCUCUGUUGUCAUAUAUGAAUACAGCGAUAUGGAUGCUCUGGGAGUGGAGCUAUCCGAUAAGCCUAUGCAGUAUAUUUGUUCGGAAGAGCUCGUCGCGGCUGGGCUAUGUGAGUCAAGUGAACUACAUCAGUUCAUUGUAAACAAAAACGUCACUCCAGAGGCCGAGAUAUUAUCCAGCGUUCUUACCAGUUACGGUAAUAACGGCUUGCGCUACAAAGUCCUGAAAACGGGCUAUUACUGCGUUGCUUGUUCUUCUCCACGCAACUUGGGGGACUAUGAGAACAUGUUUGGAGUUCAAGCGAACUUCCAGAAUUCCUUUGGAAAUCUCCCUGCGGCAGAAAUACCCAAGCUGAAGGUUCAUGGCUGGCUGGCUAUUCUGUAUGCGGUCGGCUUAUCUGUAUAUCUGUUCCAAUUGUCGGCCCACAAAUCCGAACUUCUUUUGUUACAGAAGUACAUUGCCGGUAUUUUCGUGCUUUUGACAGUGGAAAGCAUUUUCGUGUGGUCUCUUCUUGCUUUUCUGAAUAAUGACAGGACGUCCACAUUACACCCACCGUCAGAAAAUAUCAAGCUAUACAAGCUUUGUGCGUCUUUGCUGAACGCGCUUGAAAUGACGUCUGUACCUUUGCUGUUGGUUAAUAUUGCAUGUGGUGUUGAUAUUGUGUAUCCUGUACUCGAAUCGGAGCAUGAGUGGAUCAUUUUGGUUUCAUUUCUUGUGGCAUGUUUCAGCAACAUUAUAUUUGGCAUUCCCUUCUUCAUGAUAUCGUGGUUUAAUACCGUGUCCCAGCCACUUCAAGGUCCUGCUGGUGAUGAUAACAACAAAGACACAGAGAUGCCAUUGUGGGUUACAGGCAUUCCUUGUGUUAUUGGUUUCCUGGUAUGUUACUGCUUGACCUUAUCGACUCUCCAGAAGACCAAGAAGAAGUUGGCAGAAGGCAAGCAGAGUGCGAAAUUUAACCUGUACCAGAGGCUUUUUUGGUUACUAUCGCUCUUUGCACUGCUGCUGAUUUCAGCCAUUCUGAUCACAAUCAUGUUGAAGACCAACAACUUACUCACAGAGUUCAGGAAUCUCGGUAGACUCUUUGACUUCUGGUGGUCGUAUAUUUUCUUUGUGAUGUUCGCCGGUGUAGCCUUUCUGUUCAGACCCAGCCAUAAAUUAUACCUUUUGAGCGGUGACAACGAGUUCUCUGAAGACCUAAAUGCUGUUCCUGGUGGAAACGAUAUUGAAUUUGACGAUCUAGCCAGACUAGAGAGUACUAGGCUGGUAGGUUCUUUUAGCAAUUCAUUUGACGAUUUGCUGGAGUUUGAUUUGACUGGGGAUGCCCAUAAGAACCAUCAUGCGCAGCGACUCUCGCCUCCUCCCAGUUACGGUGAGCAUCACGAUGACGAAUCAGAGAACUGGCAUAGUUCCUCUUAG
Molecule: messenger RNA, 1641 nt
Organism: Kuraishia capsulata CBS 1993
Lineage: Eukaryota; Fungi; Ascomycota; Pichiomycetes; Pichiales; Pichiaceae
Exons: 1
Coding region: 1-1641 (546 amino acids)
Biological process (GO): retrograde transport, endosome to Golgi
Cellular component (GO): Golgi apparatus; membrane
Source: RefSeq, a predicted model, not a curated record